This is a messenger RNA of Epinephelus moara (kelp grouper), 4078 nucleotides long. RefSeq names its product piggyBac transposable element-derived protein 2-like. The transcript has 2 exons. The coding region runs from base 627 to 2153 and encodes 508 amino acids. The record is from RefSeq and is a predicted model, not a curated record. Lineage: Eukaryota; Metazoa; Chordata; Actinopteri; Perciformes; Serranidae.
ACAGCAAAGCACAAAAACCCGACAGCACUCACUGAUAAGUGUAAUACUUUUUAAUAUAGUGGAUUGCACAGCAGCAGUCGAACGAAUAGCCGUCCUCAGCGUUAAAUGGUUUGUGGGCGUGUGUCCCUUUUAACAGAGAGCUGGUUCAGAUUAACAUUGCAACCUCAGUGAUACAUCGAAUAGUCUAAAUAUAAUUAAAAAGAUUAGAAUGUAUAUGUAUGUAUGUGUACAUGCCCGAAAGUACCUGUGCGUUUGUGCCAUGAGUUCUCCAUCAGAGCGGGUGUUCAGCACCGCGGCCGAAGUUGUCAAUCCACCACGUGCGCUGCUCCAGCUGGAAAAAGUUAACAUGCUGGUUUUUCUGGCGAAAAACCUUGAAUAGUUUUGAAGCAUAGGAUGCUGCUAUAGUUAUCAUUAUACUUUGUUUUUAUGUCAUUUUCAAUGAGGAGUAGCCUGUUCUGACGGACAGAAAAGCUCGGACUUGGAGAGGGUGAACUUUUCAAACUAAAGGUUAUGAAAGCGGCAGUAGUGAGAGUGCUGACAACAGCAGCAGUGAUGAAGACUUUACUACUGCAAGAAGGAAAUCAGCUGCUACUACAAAAAGAAAAAGACUAAAGGUAGCAUGGAAGAUGGCGAAGCAAGAGAACUCUGUAACAGACGAUCCAGUUAGGCAAGGUGCUCCUCUGGGUGCUGAUGAAGUCAGACUGCCCAUUCAAUACUUCAGAGACUUUUUUGAUGCUGAUCUUUUGGGUAGUAUUGUAGAACAAAGCAAUCUGUAUUGCACACAACAAAAUCAAAAUUGUGCCCUCAAAUUGGAUCACAAUGAACUGGAGCAGUUUAUUGGCACUGUAGUGUACAUGAGUGUUUUGCAUUUACCUAGGCCAAGAAUGUACUGGUCCAGUGCAUGUCGAGUAUCACAGGUGGCUGAUGUGAUGUCCCGAGACAGAUGGGAAGAAAUAAUACAUUUCAUUCAUUUCAGUGACAACAUGGCACCCAAUAACGGUGAUAGGCUUUUCAAAGUCAGGUCACUUAUUGAUUCACUUCUCCCCAAAUUUCAGGCUCUCCCUCAAGCUCAAAUGUUAUCUGUUGAUGAGCAAAUGGUGCCAUUCAAAGGCAGAUCAAGUCUAAAGCAGUAUAUCCCUGAGAAGCCAUACAAAUGGGGAUACAAAAUCUUUGUGCUUUGUGACACAGAAGGCCUGGUGCAUUCAUUUGACAUAUUUGCAGGGAAAAUUGGUCCUGCACCAGGACAACCAGACAUUGGGGCAAGUGGAAACAUUGUGCUAAAGCUUGCACAAGAUAUUCAUGAUGCUGCCAAUCACUUGCUGUGCUUUGACAACCGGUUUUCCUCCUUGGAUUUGUUUGUUGCUCUUGCAAACAAGGGGAUACCAGCCCUUGGUACUGUGAAGCAAAGUUGCCUGAAAGGGUGCAGUUUCAGUGAAGACACAGAAAUAAAGAAAAAGAGAAGAGGGACAUUUGAAGAGCAACAGGUUGACGUAGACAAUGUGGAAAUAAGAGCAGUCAAAUGGUUUGACAACAGCGGUGUGAUCGUUGCCAGCACCUUUGCCAGUGCCCGGCCUGUUUCUAACAUAGAAAGAUGGGAUAGAAAGUUGAAAAAGAAAGUGUCUGUGGAAUGCCCAGGUAUCAUCAGCCUGUACACCAAGUUCAUGGGCAGGGUUGAUGCUCUUGAUGCACUGAUUGCAGAUUACCGCAUCCACAUAAGGUCAAAAAAGUACUACCAUAGGUUCUUUUUUCACUUUGUGGAUAUGGUCAUUGUCAACAGCUGGUUGUUGUAUCGGCGUGAUUGUGAGUCACUGAGUGUUCCGAGAAAGAAGCAGAUGGAUUUGCUUGCUUUCAGAACAUCUAUUGCACAGGCGCUCUGCAUGCAAGGCAAGGAUCUGUCAAAAAACAAGAGGGGGCCGCCUUCAUCGGAUGUUGAAAGGGAGUUUGAAAAGAAGAAGCGCCGAGGUCCAGCUAAGGCUAUUCCAACACAGGAAGUCCGUUCAGAUGCUGUGGGUCACUGGCCAGUGGUUGAAAGAGAGCGGCAACGCUGCAAAUUCCCAAAUUGUAAGGGCCAGACUGUGUUCAAAUGUGCAAAGUGCAACGUUCACCUGUGCCUCAACAAAAACAAGAACUGCUUUCGUGAAUUCCACGAGUAAGGCUGUUUCAUGCAAAGACAGUUCAAGUGACAUGCUUGCUCUCCACAUUGGAGAAACAAGGACAGAGUAGGAGUAAAGAUGUCAUGGUGAAAUUUAAGGUGUGCUGAUUGAUUCAUGUCAUCAACUCAUGCACUGAGUAACAUUUCAAGUAAAUGUUCCACCUUAAAACAUGUCGACAGUCAGCCCAAUGAAUGAAGCUAUUUUUUUCUCUUUCAUUUUAUAGUUAUAGUUUUCUGAUGUAUGAUCAGAGGUUACAUAAAACCAGCCGCAACUCAGCCCUGAGCAGAGUGACUGUCCUCUACUGACCAAUCAGACUGCAGGGUUUCUAGCUCCACAUUUUAUUACCAGAUCUGUGUACUAGGUACAAGUGAUGGUGAGAUGAAGCCUCAUGAAGCAUUGAAGCUUUCCAGCAAAUUGGUUAAGAAAAGGGUUCAUUUCUCGAGGCUUCAUGUGCACACGAAACCACCUGCUGGCCAAAGUGUGUAAAACAGGCAGCUGUGACCUUAACCACGUAAUCUGUGAUACACGGUAUUUUGUGUCAGUAAUGGGUGUUGGGAAUAACUAUUAAUAAUAAUAAUAAUAAUAAUAUUAUAACUUUCUUUUUAUCAAUAUAGUGUAUUUUCUAGUGAGUAUAUUAUGACUAUACUGUAUCAAAUAAAUGUACAAUAAACUGUUAUUGUUUUGUGAAUGCAUCCUGUGUGUAUAAACCAAUCAUUUGGCUAAAAAUUGUAUUGUGGUGUAGUGUCAUGUAAUAUAAUAAUGGCAAAGGGGUAAUAUUCGUGUUCUGUGUCACUUCUGUGCAAACCUCGCACCAAGAUCUGAACCACUUCCCGAACCAGUCACAUGGUACAGCCUGACAGCGAGGCUUCGGACGUCAUCAAUGACGUCACUCGUCUGAAACUAUACAAGCCUCGAUACGCACAUCGCGGAAACACUUCCUGGAUUAAGCCUGAUUUAUGGUCCUGCGUUAAAUCAACGACGUCGCUACGUCGUAGGGUAUGUGGCUAUGCAGAAGGCUCGCCGUAGCCCCCGGCGUAGCCUGACGUGCACCUCCCCAAAAAUGUAACUACACGUCGAGGCAACGCAGACCCAGCGCAGACCGAGAGGGCUGUGAUUGGUUUGCUUGGUAGCAACGCAUUUCCGGUUCCGUAUUUCCAGAUUGCGCCAUCCCCGCCAUCUUUAAACAUCUUCUGUUGCGAUGUAGAUGUUGCAGUAUUAAGGCCCAUUUAUGCUCAACGUUCAAUACGGAUACGGAUACGGACGGAGCCGUCUGUCCGUGCUCCGCGUUCAUUUCUCUGUGACCGGAAAAGCCGGAAGCUAAACAAAGAAUCAACUAGAGACGACGAUAACCAUUCAGGAAAGGAACGCAGCCUCCUACCGCUCUGGCGGUGAAUUGCACCGCGACGAAAUGGAGCGACGGAGAAGUUCGAAGGGUUCACGACGGCGUCACGGCAACGACGUAGGUACUUCGUUGAUUUAACGCAGGACCAUAAAUCAGGCUUUACUCAACGCACGCUUAGAAGCAUCGGCACAGCACAUAACAUCACUACUAGGUACCCCAACAGAGAGGUAAACAAAAAUGGGGACGAUACUGAACGGUUCCAUUGGUACCAUCCACAAUUUUUCACAGUGGAAACAGGAAAAAAAAGCGUACUGAACUGAACCGUACCGUACUGCUCGGUGGAAACAGGGCUUUAUUGUUAAAAGUCGCCUUAAAUGAGCCAAUAACAAUCUGACUUUUGGGAAAGCUUGAUGACAUUUAAGAUAUACAUUUAGUUCAUGAUGUUUAAGUAUUUCUUUACUGUACUGUUUUGUUUCUUGCCAUUGUCAUGAUUCAUUCUUUUCUAAAUGAAAGUUUAUAAGUUCUAAGUGAAAAGCUUAUAAAAAAAUUUUUUUUGUAGCAUCAAUAAAAUCUCCAUACCUCA